CCGGCUUCCGGUCUGGAGCUUCCUGCUUCGCUUCGCCGCUGCAGUCUUUCUCCGGUGGGUCAUGAGGAGAAACGUUUUAACGGAGGAAACCCGGUACCAGCUUCACUUCAUGGACCAAACUUUCACACGAUCGACGGACACACCUUGGACUCUAUGAUUCGACCACAAACAUCGAUAUCGAUUCAUCCAGGAGCUGCCAAAUCCUGAAACAUGGAGGACCCAAACAGACCUCAGCGUAAGAUGUCAACAGCAGGAGACAGCCUGUACAAAACCCUGGGCCUGGAGAAAGGAGCAACUCCAGAAGAUAUAAAGAAGGCAUACAGGAAACUGGCGUUGAGGCAUCACCCCGAUAAGAACCCAGACAACCCAGAAGCCGCUGACAAAUUCAAGGAGAUCAACAAUGCCAACUCCAUCCUCAGUGACGAGAACAAACGGAAGAUCUACGACGAGUAUGGCUCCAUGGGACUCUACGUGGCCGAGCAGUUCGGGGACGAGAGCGUCAAAUACUACUUCCUCAUGUCAAAGUGCUGGUUCAAGGGCCUUGUGGCGUGCUGCAGUCUCUUUACCUGCUGCUGCUGUUUCUGCUGCUGCUGUUUCUGCUGUGGGAAGUGCAAAUCGUCAGAAGACCCAGAGAACUUUGCCUAUGUGGACCCUGAUGUCCUCGAGGAAGAGAUGAGAGAACAGGACGCAGCAGGAGACCCUGUCAUAGUUAUUCAGCCCAGCGCUGCUGACACUUCAGAUACAGUCAACACGUCUCCAGGUGAAAAUGUACCGAUCGUGAUUGAACCUCGUGCGACCAACGGCACCUCGUGAACCAGCCGAGCGGAGUCCUGAUGAAACCACGUCGUCAUCAGCGGCUGCAUUGAUCUUUUUGAAAGCCGAUGAGUAUAAAUUAUGGCUUUGAAUGUGGCUGAAAAUGUAUUAAUCUCAGAGGCGCUUUUGUUUAAAUGAAGCAGCGAUUCAAUUGUGCCAUAUUUUUCUUUUUUUUUUAAUGUGCCAGUGGGUUUGUCUUUGAUCCAGUCUCCUAUUUAUAUUUAAUUUUAAAAUAUUGGGUAGUAUCUGGACUGCAGUGACAAAAUUACAAAGCCAUGCAGAUCAAAGCUCUGAAAUAAUUUGUUUUUUCAUGUGCACUUUAAUAUCUCAAGUUCAUGUUUAAAAUCGUGACGGUGCCACGACGGUCUGAGAACAUUUUGGUCCCAAGGGUCAGAAAUGUUUUUUUAAAGCAACGCAACAGGCCGGUUCCCGGUAUUUAGAAGCCAACCACUCGGAGAGUUACGAGGUGUUCAGUCAUACUGCACAUAGAUACAUAUUGUAGAAAGUAAAUAAAGGGCUUCCUGAGAUGAUGUACAGCGUAUUGUGACUAAACCAAACAGUGUAUGUAUAAUGUUUGGACGUCAACUUGUGUCUACUGUUGUGUGUUUGUCUGACAGCCUGUAAAUAGCUCAGUGAGCAUCAACAAAGUGAAGCAGAUAGGCAAUACAGGAAUAAUUCAACAUGUUGGGAGACACACUUAUUCACUUCUCUUCUGAAAGUUAGAGGAGAUUUAGACUUUUGACUCUCAAGACUGUUGUAUGAUUGCAGAGUUGGCCGUCUUUAAAACAUCUGUGAAUUGACUAUAUAGAACCAUAUUCAUAAAGUUGGGUUUGAACAGAAGACUCGGUGAUGUAAGGAGUCCAUAUUUGUUUCAUUUUCAGGAAAUUCCAUGUUGUUAAGCACUAAAUUGGAUAUAAAUCUUAAACAGCAUUUACAAGUGUGAAUCUGGUCAUUAUGAAUAACUCUGACCUGAAACAAACGUGGCUUUAACUAUGGAGCUGGACCUUGGGGGUUAUUAGCCUAGCUUAGCAUAAAGACUGGAAGCAGAGGGAAAAGCUAGCCUUGUUCAAAAAUCUACCUCUAAUGCUAACUUUCUGUCAUUACUGUUAAGUUUCUCCCUGCGAAGAAGUACAUGGUGGAUGGAUACAUUGACUAUGUUUACAUGCACAUUAAUAUUCUACUCUUAUUCAGAAUAUGACAAUAUUGUGAAUUUGAUACAGGUCGUGUAAAAGGCAUACUCCGUUUAGAUAUUCUGAAUUAGGCCUUAUUCCGAAUGGAGUAUUUUCUGAUAAUGACGUGUGGGAUAUGCCGAAAUUAUUCAGGUUUUAGGAGCAUUCUUUGGACAGCUCAUUCGCUCAUACGCGUCUCAAUUGGGGGGUUUUAUGUCAGUUUGUGACACACGGUCUCUUGCCUGUUUACGGCCAGCUCUGUGCGCGUUUUACACAAACCAACUAGCCGACAGUUUGCAGAGAUGCAAGCCCAAAAGAAAAGCCCACAUUUCUGGUCGGAAGGAGAAACACACCUACUUCUAAACAUUAUGAAAGACGCUAAUAUCGCAACGCCGACCUUCUCAAGAAGGUGGUUGAAGGAACGAAAGAGGGAGGCUGUGUUCGCACGGUUACGUUAAUCAGAGUAUUCACGGCUGCUUGUAAAUGGGAAUAUUAGUGGAAUAUUCAUUUUCAUUAGCCAUGUAAACAGCUUAGUAGGAAUACUGUCUUUUAUGGAAUAAGAACAAAAAACUGAAUAUUUUGUGUAUAUAAAUGUAGUCACUGUUAUUUGUUAAGAAAUAGUUCUUGCACAUAACUCCCCUUUAAACCACAGCUAGAUUAAAUCUCACUAUUUAACACGUUGUUUGUCGUUAGUUUAGAGGUUUUUAGAAGCAGGUUUUGUCCCUUUGGACAGUCAGGCUAGCUGUUCCUCCUUGUUUCCAGUCUUUAUGCUAAGAUAAGUGUCUCCUGGAUCCAGCUCCAUACUGACAUAACACACAGUCAUGACAGCGGUAUUAAUCUUCUCAUCUAACGCCAAAUUCACACCGGGCAGCAGCAAAGUGCGCCUCUCCGCAAUAAAUGCAUUUUUCUGCAGCCGGGAGGCGUGUUUACGAAUUCUUUGUAACUGUUACUGAUUGGCUGCGGGCCCUCUCUGGCCGCACUUCGCCGCUAAAAGUUUAACUUUUAGUUUGGCCGCGCUUAGCCGCAGAAUCAAACGACUGCAGCUCGCUGAGCUCCAGAGCGACCGCCGCAGCUUUCCAUAGACAUUGCAUGGCAGCUCGCCGCAGGCCGCACUUCACCGCUGCUCUGGUGUGCAUUUGGUGCAACACCUCAAAGAAAAUGAAUAACUGUAUUUCCCAAUAUAUUGAACCAGUUCUUUAAGACAUACUCAUAGUACUGUUCGUUUGCUGUACCUGCACAUAAGGUGACCUCAAUUAAAAACAGGGGGGUGUAAUACUUCUCAAGGUACUGAUAAAGCUCCCACUAAUUGUCUGAUAUUUUCCGAAAAACUCUUCCUACACUUGACGCCGAAACCAACUUCACUCGACGACCUUCUGAUUUCAUUUAUUGCCAAAAUGUUCUAGAUGAAUAAUCUCAGCUGUGUCGAGGCCUUCUUCUAAAGACAAUGAUCUCUCUGUGGGGGGUGUGAGGGGAUUAAUUGCCUGUAUGUGCCGUGAAAUUCUGCUCAAUACAGGAAUCCUGUUUUUAUGUAAAUUCAGAUGUAUAUUUUUGAUUGGAAGUUUUAUGACUAAUUGAGUGUAUAUUAAGAAAACGCCUUAAAUUAUGUCAUCUUACUUCAUGUUUAUAUUAUAUAUAUGUUUUUACCUGCUGGGUGUAGGAAUGUUGGGUAGAAUAUGUGCAUCGUUUUUAGCAUUUGAUCUGUUUUUCUCGGCUGACUUUCGCAGUCCGACUAUGUGUUUAUAUAAAGUUUAAACAAUCCCAGAAAUGUGUGUAAAAGUCAGUUUUGUAUACUUGACAAAAAACUCCACAAAAGUGCCUGAAUACAUAUUAGUGGGAUUUUUUUUUUUAGCUUUGAAUUUUUUUGAUCAAACGCUAAAAAGGAAAUUAAACAUUUUUGUUGUAUCAUCUAAACAUUCCCAGUUUUUUUUUCAAUUCUUUCAACUUUCCAAAAUGUUUGUUUCUGUAAAUUAAAUGUUUUUUCUGAUCGAAUAAACUUUGGUGAUGCUGGAAAUGUUA
Molecule: messenger RNA, 3998 nt
Organism: Sebastes umbrosus (honeycomb rockfish)
Lineage: Eukaryota; Metazoa; Chordata; Actinopteri; Perciformes; Sebastidae
Gene: dnajc5gb
Product: DnaJ (Hsp40) homolog, subfamily C, member 5 gamma b
Exons: 6
Coding region: 211-813 (200 amino acids)
Source: RefSeq, a predicted model, not a curated record